This is a messenger RNA of Capsella rubella, 1408 nucleotides long. RefSeq names its product F-box/kelch-repeat protein At4g29370. The coding region runs from base 1 to 1176 and encodes 391 amino acids. Lineage: Eukaryota; Viridiplantae; Streptophyta; Magnoliopsida; Brassicales; Brassicaceae. The record is from RefSeq and is a predicted model, not a curated record. Gene Ontology annotation, molecular function: protein binding. The transcript has a single exon.
AUGAUCACCGAAGAAGAAGCUGAGCCGCCGCAUAAAAAGACUAAGCUUCAGCCGCUACAACAUCUUGUACCACCAUGUCCGCCGUCGUUAACUUCACUUCCAAACGAAAUCAUUGUUAACUGCUUGGCACGUAUCUCUAAAUCGUAUUACCCUUCACUCUCCCUCGUCUCUAAAACCUUUCGUUCUCUCAUCUCUUCUCAAGAGCUCUACGCCGCUCGAUCUCAACUCGGAACCACCGAGAUAUAUUGCCUCUAUAUCUUUCUACGGUUCUCCACCAUACCAUUCGCUGAGCCAACUCGGCGAUGGUUCCGUCUCAGAGCCACACCUAAUCCAAACCUAACCGAUGGUAGGAGAAAUCUCUUCGUUCCUUCUUUUAAUUAUCUUCCAUAUUCAAAUUCAAACGUAACGAUCGGUCCAAAGAUCUACGGUGAAUACAUGGCCGAGAGCUUUGAAUCGGCUUUUUGGGUUUACGACUAUCUGAGCCACAUGUGGGAACUUGUCCCUGGCAUGAAGAUGAAGAGGAGACACGCGUCCUCAUGUCUCCUUGAUUACAAGAUUUAUGUAAUGGGAGGAUGUGACCCUUCUUGUGGGGACGUGAACUGGUUCGAGAUGUACGAUAUAAAGACUAAGACAUGGAGGACCUUACCGGAGAAUCCUGAUAGUAAGGUUAGAUUUAAUGCAGUUCGAAAGAUCGAUGUGGUGGAAGGAAAUAUUUACGUAAAGACAGAGGCUAGGGUUAAGGAUUGGGUUUAUGAUGUCAAGGAAGGUAAGUGGAGUGUUGUGGAGGAUCAGUUGAGCCUACUAUGGACGGAUUCGUGGUGUGUGAUAGAUAAUGUGAUGUAUUGUUACUCUUGCGCUAGAUACAAGUGGUAUGACUUUGAGGCUAGGAAGUGGAUAGAUGUGGGAGGUUUGGAAGGAUUGAAAAGGUACCGUAGUGCUAGUACUGAUUUCCGUAAUUGUAUGGUUGAAUUAGUUAACUAUGGUGGGAAACUCGCUAUUCUUUGGGAUAGGUUUGAGCGGCCUGGUCGUAGUCAGAACAAGAACAUUUGGUGUGCCAUGGUUGUGCUCGAAAAAGGCUAUGGAGGUUCGAUUUGGGGGAAGAUUGAGUGGGUUAAUGUUGUGCUUACGGUUCCUAAGUCGUUUAACUUCUUGAGUUGUAUAGCCCUUUCUGUUUGAUGACUCUUUACUCGCUAGUAGAGUCAUCCUUUUGCUAUUAAAAUUUGUACUUUGUGUUUUUGUUGGUGAUACAGUCUAAGUGUCUGACAUCUUUUAUGGCUAUCCCAGUUUGCAUUUUUUGUAAGAAUAAUAGAUAGACUGUGCCCAUUUUGUAAGCAUUCUUGUUUGAUUCCGGCUACAUUAUAAAGUUAUUCAGUGCUGCGAGCGCUAGUCUCUAUGUUGUUUCUUUGAA